ACAAGGAUCAAUGAGACAGACAGGGAUAUAUAUACACAGAAAUAAAUGAAGGGAACGAGACACAGCUGGGGGAGAAAGGCAAGGACACGAGGGUAGGUAGGGUGAAUGGACACAGGAGGAUCAAAUCAACAAUCACUAAGGGAGGGAAAACACACAUACAGGAAGUACAACUCGACAUGACACAAGGGGAGUGAACUUUAAACAAAUAAAAAAAGGAACAGAAAGCAUAACAAGGUGCAGUUUUGAAUACAAAACAUUCCAACACAUUAAAUCUGAUUGGCUGUUAAGAGUGGACAAAGGUUGCAAAAUCAGGAUUUAAACAUGUUUGACAAACAUACACCGAUUGAUUUCCCUCUCAAAGCCAAACUACUGCAUGAGAGUAAAGGACAGAUCAUAUGGAGACUAACAGCAGAGAAGCACUGCAGGCAGACUUUGAUGCAUUUGGUAUCUCUGAUGAGCUUGGAUUUCUCCUUGAAGAGCCACUGACUCACCUUCCAGACUAUUAUCGGGUAUGGUUGGACAUGGCAAAUAAUCUCACACAUCUGAUAGAGUCACGCAAACUACGGGAUCUGGUUCACAAGAUGCCGGAGUUGAGUCCCCAUCUCUUGAGUAACCAUCGGGAGCUAAGGCUGGCUCACCUAGCGCUGGGAUUCAUCAGCAUGGGAUAUGUUUGGCAGGAAGGACAACAAGCACCUGCUCAGGUUCUUCCUAAAGCCCUGGCCUUGCCUUAUUGGCUGGUAUCUCGUCGGCUCGGCCUUCCCGCCAUCCUGACUUAUGCAGAUUCAGUUUUAUGUAACUGGAAAUUAAAGGAUCCCGCAGGGAAUAUGGAAAUGGGGAACAUGGACUUGAUAUUUUCCUUUCCUGGUGGCGAGAGUUGCAGGGGAUUUUUCAUUGUGUCAUUGUUGGUUGAGAUGGCUGCCAGUUCAGGCAUAACGGGGGCUCUGGAGGUGAUGCAUGCUAUGAAAGUCUCGGACCUCAUCGGCAUACAGAAAGGGCUCGUGAAAGUGACUCAGUCUUUGAAGAAAAUGAAGGAAACUUUCAAACUUAUGCACAAUCAUGUGGAUCCAACUGCGUUUCAUGGAACAUUGAGAAUUUUUGUCUCAGGGUGGCGAGACAACCCCAUGCUUCCAAGGGGGCUGUUGUAUGAAGGUGUGAGCAAUGAGCCAAUUUUGUUAUCAGGUGGAAGUGCAGCUCAGAGUUCGACCCUGCAGUGCUUUGAUGUUUUGCUGUGCAUCCAACAUGAGGACGAGACAGGAGCCUUCCUGACACGCAUGAGGGAGUACAUGCCUCCUGCCCACCGUGGACUGAUAGAAACUCUGUCUGUUUGUCCAUCUCUGCGAGACUUCAUCCUGCGUCACUCCAUCUCUGAUCUCAGCCAGGCUUACAACACCUGUGUCUCAGCGCUGGUCGAUUUACGGAACUACCACCUCAAUAUUGUAGCCAAGUACAUCAUUUUGCCUGGUAUCAAAGUCCGCACCACAGGCUGCCCAAUGAGCGGCGUUGGCACAGCGCUCAACACCUCAGGGGCCGGUGGAUCCAACUUCAUGGUCUUCCUCAAGAGUGUUCGUAACGCCACUCAAAAAGCACUGAUCUUAUAGAGGCCAUGUGCUUCAAGAGAAACUGAAAUGUAAAUUAUAGCACAUAUUAUAAUAUGCACAAUAUCCAACACCUUUUUUAUACACUACGCUCCUUGAGGUUGUAUUUAUAAAUUUUAAAUGCAUACAUUUGCUGUGUCAGCUGUGCAACCUACUGUAUUGAAGUGCUGGGUAAAUGUUUAGGGUGCUCUUUAGUAACCAUGACCCCUUUCAUAAAUCCAAAGAGAGGAGCCGUUUAACACCAGAUGAAAAUGUUGUUUAUGCUGAUCUCUAGUGGUUUAACAAACAGACUCUAAACUUUGAAGCAGAGAGGUCAGUUAAGUGCUUAUGGUAAGACAAAAUAAUGAGAUACUUAAUCAAAAUGAUGAGAAAAGUAUAUUUUUUUACCCGAAUAAAAAGUAACAUUUUUAAUUAUUCUUUUUCUUUUCUUGGAAGAAUUCGGCUUCCACACAAUAUAGUCCUUCGAUAUCACUAAAUAAACUACACUUUACUUUAACAUAAUACUUCAUAUAAUCAUAUGAUCUGAUUGUAAAAGCCUUUACAGACCUUGAUGCAGAGAGGGUUUAUGUUUUUAUUUAUUCUGGUUUUAUUUGUAUCCAUAAAAUAAUAUAUAAUGAUUUUUGAUAUGUUUAUUAAAAUGCAUAUUAUUACCAGUUA
Messenger RNA from Cottoperca gobio, 2252 nucleotides. Its product is annotated as indoleamine 2,3-dioxygenase 2-like. The record is from RefSeq and is a predicted model, not a curated record. NCBI's taxonomy places the organism in Eukaryota, Metazoa, Chordata, Actinopteri, Perciformes, Bovichtidae. The transcript has 10 exons. The coding region runs from base 396 to 1598 and encodes 400 amino acids. Gene Ontology annotation, cellular component: cytoplasm. Gene Ontology annotation, molecular function: metal ion binding; L-tryptophan 2,3-dioxygenase activity; indoleamine 2,3-dioxygenase activity. Gene Ontology annotation, biological process: 'de novo' NAD+ biosynthetic process from L-tryptophan.